This is a messenger RNA of Arvicanthis niloticus (Nile rat), 1932 nucleotides long. It is a transcript of the gene Bcl2l13, whose product is annotated as BCL2 like 13. The record is from RefSeq and is a predicted model, not a curated record. Lineage: Eukaryota; Metazoa; Chordata; Mammalia; Rodentia; Muridae. Gene Ontology annotation, cellular component: mitochondrion; membrane. Gene Ontology annotation, biological process: apoptotic process; regulation of apoptotic process.
GCCGCUCCCGCACCUUGUAGGAAGCACCUGCUGUCACCGCCGUCUCCUUCGUCCCUUCUGGGGCAGGGCCGGAGCCAGAUUUCCAGUAUCUCUAAUAGACCUCCUUGGAGCUCCUUCAGUCAAUUCAAUGGCGUCCUCUACGACUGUGCCUCUAGGAUUUCACUAUGAAACAAAAUAUGUUGUUCUCAGCUACUUGGGACUUGUCUCUCAGGAGAAACAACAAGGAGUUCAACUAGAUGUCCCUCCACAGUCCCUGAAUCCAGAAGUUUUAUUAAAACUUAAAUCUGAGAUUGAGGAAGAACUGAAAUCCUUGGACAAAGAAGUCUCAGAAGCCUUCUCCAGCACAGGCUUUGACUGUCACACCUCACCAGUGUUUAGUCCUCCUAAUCCUGAAAGUUCCAUAGAAGACUGCUUGGGCCAUCUUGGAGAAAGAGUGUCACAAGAUCUGAAAGAGCCUUUGCAGAAAGCAUUGCAGACGAUUCUCAGCCAGCCAGUGACAUAUGAGGCAUAUCGUGAAUGUACAGUGGAGACUGCAGUCCACACCAGCGGAUGGAAUAAGAUUUUGGUGCCUCUAGUUUUGCUACAACAAAUGCUUUUGGAAUUGACACGACGUGGUCAAGAGCCUUUGAGCAUGCUGCUACAGUUUGGUGUGAUGUAUCUGGAGGACUGCACAGCAGAGUUCAUCAGUCAGCAAGGUGGCUGGGGCACUGUCUUUAGUCUUCUUGAGUCUGAGGAGGAGGAAUACCCUGGAAUCAUUGCGGAAGAUAGCAAUGACAUUUAUAUACUUCCCAGUGAUAACUCCGGACAAGUUAGUCCCCCCGAGUCUCCAACAGUGACAACGUCUUGGCAGUCGGAGAGCCUACCCGUCUCACUGUCUGCUAGCCAGAGUUGGCACACAGAGAGCCUCCCGGUGUCCCUCGGGCCUGAGUCCUGGCAGCAGAUUGCAAUGGAUCCUGAAGAAGUGAAGAGCUUGGACAGCAGUGGGGCUGGGGAGAAGAGUGAGAACAACUCUUCUAACUCAGACAUCGUGCACGUGGAAAAGGAGGAGGUACCAGAGGAGGCGUUCCCGGGAGCCGCUGCCCCCUUGCUCCCACAGGUCCCUACCAUGGAAGUCCCAGAAAUGAUGGGAGUUGAGAAAACCAGCCCCACUCCGUCCGUGUUUGUGGAGCUUGGUGAGGAGGAGCUGGAGGCAGUAACAGUGAAGCCCGCUGCUGUGGAGAGGGUGGAGGGGGCUGCUCAGCUGAGUGAGGAGGGGGCUGGGAGCAGGAAAAAGAGCCACACUGGGGAGGCCACUGCUGCCAGGGGGACAAAGAGUGGCCUGCCCGCCGAGGGCAAGGCUGUCCUGCUCUUUGGAGGGGCUGCUGCGGUGGCCAUCCUUGCAGUGGCAGUUGGAGUUGCACUGGCUUUAAGAAAGAAGUAAUGGUCUUUUCAGACGAGAGACAAGACAGAAAGACCUGCGGCUUUAGUUGUAUUCACUGAACUUAGAAGACUGCCAGCAACUGAUUGGACAUUUACAGGACACUGGGGAAUUGGGCUUUCUGUUCAGCAUGGCAGUGACUUGAGACAGUGCUCACAUUGGCCUGGUUGUCAUUUUAAGGGCCCUGGCUCAUGCUAGAUUCAGAAGGACAAGAGUGAGGUUCCCACUUUAACAGGUUAGUCAACUUGGGCAUCAUCAGCCUUCCAGUAAUUCUCUGUAGGAGGCUGCCCUGUGCAUUACGUAAUGAUCGGCAACAUCCCUGCCUUCUACCCACUAGAUGUCACUGGCACCCCACUUGCAAUGACAGUAGCCAAAAUGUCUCCUACAUUGCCAAAUGUCCCCUGGGGACAAAGUCAUCUCCCUUUUGAGGGCCACUGCUCUAAGGGAUAGAGUACAUUAGGAGAAUCUGUGGGAGGAGCCUGCAGCUGGGACGGCCAGCUGCUCAUCCUGCUGCA